GAUAUGACAUCUGCUCAGCUUCUUGUAACGGACAAUGAUUUUAGAGACAAAGAUUUCAGAAAGCAACUCAGCGAAACUGUGAAAUCACUGUUAGCGCUAAAAGUUAUUCCUAUAUUCAACGAGAAUGAUGCAGUUAGUACCAGGAAAGCUCCGUAUGAGGAUUCUUCUGGCAUAUUUUGGGAUAACGACAGUUUAUCAGCUUUAUUGGCAUUGGAAUUAAAAGCUGAUCUUCUUAUUUUGUUGAGUGAUGUAGAGGGUCUUUAUAGUGGCCCUCCAAGUGACCCACAUUCAAAGCUUAUUCAUACAUACAUUAAGGAAAAGCAUCAAAAUGAAAUUACUUUUGGAGACAAAUCUAGAGUGGGAAGGGGUGGAAUGACUGCCAAAGUAAAGGCUUCUAUUCAUGCAGCUGAAGCUGGCAUUCCUGUUAUCAUUACCAGUGGUUAUGCAGCUGAAAAUAUCAUUAGAGUCCUCCAAGGACAACGUAUUGGAACCCUUUUCCAUAAAGAUGCGCAUAAAUGGGCCAUAGUAAAAGAGGUUGAUGCUCGUGAGAUGGCAGUUGCAGCUAGGGACUGUGCCAGACGGCUUCAGGCUUUAUCUUCAGAAGAGAGGAAACAAAUUUUGCUAAAAAUAGCUGAUGCACUAGAAGCGCAUCAAAAAGAGAUCAGGAGUGAAAAUGAAGCUGAUGUUGCUGCGGCACAAGAAGCAGGAUAUGAAAAAUCGUUGGUUGCUAGGUUGGUUUUAAAGAAUGAGAAGCUUGCAAGCCUUGCGAACAACAUUCGGAUUAUUGCAAACAUGGAAGAUCCAAUUGGUCGAGUGUUAAAACGAACCGAGCUUGCAGAGGGGCUGAUUCUGGAGAAAACAUCAUCUCCUUUAGGAGUACUUUUAAUUGUUUUUGAGUCUCGCCCAGACGCACUAGUACAGAUAGCUUCCUUGGCAAUCCGAAGUGGGAAUGGGCUUCUCUUGAAAGGAGGCAAGGAGGCUAAGCGAUCAAAUGCAAUUUUGCACAAAGUAAUUACUGAAGCCAUAUCAGAUACUGUUGGCGCAAAACUUAUUGGACUCGUGACAUCAAGAGCAGAAAUUCCUGAGCUACUUAAGUUGGAUGAUGUAAUUGAUCUGGUGAUUCCAAGAGGCAGCAACAAACUGGUCUCUCAGAUCAAGAGUUCCACUAAAAUUCCUGUUCUGGGUCAUGCUGAUGGAAUUUGUCAUGUCUACGUUGAUAAAUCCGCUGAUUUGGAGAUGGCACGGCAGAUUGUGCUGGAUGCAAAAAUAGAUUAUCCAUCAGGCUGCAAUGCUAUGGAAACACUUCUUGUACACAGGGACUUAAAAGAGAAAGGUUGGCUCAAUAAUAUUAUUGUUGACCUAAGGACAGAAGGUGUUGCACUAUAUGGAGGACCUAAGGCAAGUCCUGUGUUAAAUAUUCCACUGGCUAGUUCAUUACAUCAUGAGUACAAUUCGUUGGCAUGCACUGUUGAAAUUGUGGAUGAUGUUUAUGCAGCUAUUGAUCAUAUAAAUCUUCAUGGAAGUGCACAUACCGAUGCUAUUGUUGCAGAAGAUCAUCAAAUAGCUGAUGUGUUUCUACGCCAAGUGGACAGUGCUGCUGUUUUCCACAAUGCUAGCACAAGAUUCAGUGAUGGGGCACGAUUUGGGCUAGGUGCAGAGGUUGGAAUAAGUACAAGCAGGAUUCAUGCUCGGGGUCCAGUCGGAGUUGAUGGAUUGUUAACGACCAGAUGGAUUCUGAAAGGAAGUGGACAAAUAGUAGAUGGUGACAAAGCAGUUAGCUACACUCACAAAGACCUUGCUAUUUGAUUCGUGUUUUUAUCCAGUCAAAAUUCAUGAAGGGAGGGGAGAAAAUAAAGGUCGCUAGGCUGUGCUUUAUCUUCUCUAUUGUGGGGCUAAAAUUGUACAAUUCAGUAGAGAGUAGGAUAUCUGUGCUGUCUGCUACUGAUUUUUCCGUUCAUCGGUUCAUGUAUUUUCUUUAGGAUUGUUUUUUAACUGAUAUCAGUUGUUACAGUUGUGCAAAUUAAAGCUUUCCUUUAUCUCCAGAAAGGAAAAAAAAUGCUAUGUUCUGGUUCAAAGGAAGAUGGAUAGAUUGUUAUUACAA
Cajanus cajan (pigeon pea) is the source of this 2101-nucleotide messenger RNA. Lineage: Eukaryota; Viridiplantae; Streptophyta; Magnoliopsida; Fabales; Fabaceae. The record is from RefSeq and is a predicted model, not a curated record.